Diceros bicornis minor is the source of this 1454-nucleotide messenger RNA. It is a transcript of the gene UBE2D1, whose product is annotated as ubiquitin conjugating enzyme E2 D1. Gene Ontology annotation, cellular component: nucleus. The record is from RefSeq and is a predicted model, not a curated record. Bases 173 to 616 code for a protein of 147 amino acids. Gene Ontology annotation, molecular function: ubiquitin conjugating enzyme activity. The transcript is spliced from 7 exons. NCBI's taxonomy places the organism in Eukaryota, Metazoa, Chordata, Mammalia, Perissodactyla, Rhinocerotidae. Gene Ontology annotation, biological process: protein polyubiquitination; ubiquitin-dependent protein catabolic process.
GGGCGCACACGGAACAGGCACCGGCGCCCGGAGCGAGCCUGCGGACGGCGAGCCGGGGACCCACCGGGCUGAGCCAGCCGAGCCGCCAGCGAGCCGAGCCCGCGACGACCGCACGCCCCCGAGCCCCGCAGCCGCCCCCGCCGGCCGGUGUCCCUGCCGCCCUCCCUGACCCAUGGCGCUGAAGCGGAUUCAGAAAGAAUUAAGUGAUCUACAGCGUGACCCACCUGCUCACUGUUCAGCUGGACCUGUGGGAGAUGACUUGUUCCACUGGCAAGCAACUAUUAUGGGGCCUCCUGAUAGCGCAUAUCAAGGUGGAGUCUUCUUUCUCACCGUACAUUUUCCGACAGACUAUCCUUUUAAACCACCAAAGAUUGCUUUCACAACAAAAAUUUACCAUCCAAACAUAAACAGUAAUGGAAGUAUUUGUCUUGAUAUCCUGAGGUCACAGUGGUCACCAGCUCUGACUGUAUCAAAAGUUUUAUUGUCCAUAUGUUCUCUACUUUGUGAUCCUAAUCCAGAUGACCCCUUAGUACCAGAUAUUGCACAAAUCUAUAAAUCAGACAAAGAAAAAUACAACAGACACGCAAGAGAAUGGACUCAGAAAUAUGCAAUGUAAAAUCAAAAAAAAUUUCGUAUAUACCAGAGUACUGUAAAAUCUAGGUUUUUUUCCAACAUUAGCAGUAAAUUGAGCACUGUUUACUGUUUCAUUGUACCAUGAAAUCCUUUGAUUUUUACCCAUUUUAAAUGUAUUUCUGAAGCAAGACAAAACAAACUUCCAAAAAUAUCCUUAAGACUGUGAUGAGAGCAUUUAUCAUUUUGUAUGCAUUGAGAAAAGACAUUUAUUAUGGUUUUUAAGAUACUUGGACAUCUGCAUCUUCAGCUUACAAGAUCUACAAUGCAUCUGAAAAGCAACCAAAUUAUUUUUUGCUGAAACUAGAUGUUUUUACAUGAGAAAUACUGUAUGUGUUGUCUAAGAUGUCGUCGGUUUUAUAAAUCUGUAUUCAGAUUUCAUUCUGUGUUAGCUCACUUUAUAAUUUGUAUUUUUUUACUGUAUAGACUAAAUAUAUUCUAUUUACAUGUAUGUCAACUCAUUACUUUUUCCUGUGAACAGUAUUGAAAAAACCCCAACACCUGAUAAUUAAAUGAAUUAACUGUCUGUCCUCCUUGUUUUAGGGUAUUCUGUAGAUCGAUUGCAGAUUUCUUAAACCUGAAAUGAUCUUUACACUGUAAUUCUCAGUAUACUGAUUAUGAAGAAACACUUGUUUUGAUUUUGUUAUACUUGACUUAACUUUAUUGCAAUGUGAAUUAAUUGCACUGCUAAGUAGGAAGAUGUGUAACUUUUAUUUGUUGCUAUUCACAUUUGAAUUUUUUUCUGUAUAGGCAAUAUUAUAUUGACACCUUUUACAGAUCUUAAUGUAGCUUUUUCCAUAUAAAUAAAAAUGCUUUUUCUACUA